Alternaria atra is the source of this 1944-nucleotide messenger RNA. RefSeq lists its product as uncharacterized. The transcript is spliced from 8 exons. The record is from RefSeq and is a predicted model, not a curated record. NCBI's taxonomy places the organism in Eukaryota, Fungi, Ascomycota, Dothideomycetes, Pleosporales, Pleosporaceae. The coding region runs from base 1 to 1944 and encodes 647 amino acids. Gene Ontology annotation, molecular function: phosphatidylinositol binding; ubiquitin binding. Gene Ontology annotation, cellular component: trans-Golgi network. Gene Ontology annotation, biological process: Golgi to vacuole transport; protein transport to vacuole involved in ubiquitin-dependent protein catabolic process via the multivesicular body sorting pathway; Golgi to endosome transport.
AUGGAGGCAGCGUCUGCGCGCAUGGCCGCCCGGGAUCGGUACGGCGCAUUCGGGGAGGCACCCAGUUCACCAUUGCAGCGCUACAUACUACAAGCUUGCGAUCCGCAAAACUUCGAGCCUAACCUGGCCUUGAAUCUCGAGAUCUCCGACUUGAUCAAUAGCAAGAAAGGCUCAGCGCCUCGAGAGGCAGCUGUUACCAUCGUGCACUAUGUCAACCACCGCAAUCAGAACGUUGCCCUCCUCGCGCUUAAUCUCCUGGACAUCUGCGUCAAGAAUUGCGGGUACCCAUUCCACCUGCAGAUAAGCACAAAGGAGUUCCUUAAUGAGCUUGUCCGCCGAUUCCCCGAACGCCCGCCUGUACAUUCGACGCGUGUGCAAAAUAAGAUUCUCGAGCUGAUAGAAGAAUGGCGACAAACGAUAUGUCAGACAUCACGGUACAAGGACGAUCUAGGGUUCAUAAGGGACAUGCACAGGCUGCUAAGUUACAAGGGUUACAUCUUUCCCGAAGUACGCAAGGAAGAUGCAGCGGUCCUAAACCCCAGCGAUAAUCUCCGAUCAGCAGAAGAAAUGGCCGAAGAGGAGCGAGAGGCACAAUCCGCGAAACUCCAGGAGUUGAUUCGUCGUGGUGGACCUGCGGACCUGCAAGAAGCGAACAAGCUCAUGAAAGUCAUGGCCGGAUACGAUACCAGAAACAAGACCGAUUGGCGUGCGAAGGCUGCUGAAGAAGUUGGAAGAAUACAGCAAAAGGCAAAGAUACUUGAGGAGAUGUUGCAGGGCUACAAGCCGGGCGAUCAAAUCAAAGAGGGCGAUGUCUUUGAGGAACUUGCGAACGCCCUCCAGAGCGCGCAGCCAAAGAUCCAGAAAAUGUGCGAAGAGGAUUCCGAAGAUCACGAAGCCGUAGCGAAGCUCUUCGAGAUCAACGACAGCAUACACCGGACAAUAGAGAGAUACAAGCUCUUCAAGAAGGGCGACAUCGAGGCCGCGAAUAACAUACCUCAAGGCACGCUUGGUCGUAGCGGUGCCGGUGUGUCACAGGGUCCCAAUAACACGUUGAACUUGAUCGAUUUUGGAGAUCCAGAACCAACGACUCAAACAGCAGAGUCGUCACAGGCCCCUCAACAGCCAGCGCCUGCAGGAAAUGCUCUCGAAGACGACCUCUUAGGUUUGUCGUUGAGUGGAGACACCUACGGACAGUCAGGCAGCAUAUCCUUGGGAGGUUCAAAUGGCUCAGUCUUGGGCAUGUCUGGAAUGGCAGUGCCACAGUCGCAGAAGGCAUCCAACCAGGCCAUCACCGAUCUUUUCACAGCAGGGCCGAAGUCGACACAACCCCAAAUCACGUCACCUACUCCGUCUACCUUUUCACCACCUCCAACACAGCCAGCUCGCACACCCGAUCCUUUCGCUGCUCUCACAUCCACACCGCGACAAGGCUCGCCUUUCCAAUACCAACAGUCAGUCAAGCCAGCACCAGCCGCAUCUGGUGCCGUCGAUCUGCUGGGUGGCGGUAUGCCCGCACCGACAACCAACUUGACACAAAGUAGCGCUGCUGAUGAUGACGACGAAUGGAACUUUGCCUCAGCUGUGCCAGAUACUUCCAAGGAGAUAACUGUCACUAAUACUAGCGUCAACGUUCUUUUCAAUAUCUCGAGAGAAUCGGACACCACCCUGCUGAUUCAAUCCCGAGUAUCAAACAAUACACCACUGCCAAUCUCCGGUCUAACAUUGCAGGUGGCUGCAUCGAAAGGCGCACAACUGCAAUUGGAACCACAGUCCGGUGUUAAUCUCGGACCAAACCAGAAGUUCGGCAUUACCCAGAACAUCCGCGUAAAUAAUGUACAAAGGGGGUCAGGGAACAGUGUCAAGAUGAGGUGGAAGGCUACAUACUCUCUUGGUGGACAGCAGAAAAACGAGAUGGGUGAGAUUCCGAGCCUCGGUGUUUCAUAG